This is a messenger RNA of Bombyx mandarina (wild silkworm), 5017 nucleotides long. RefSeq lists its product as uncharacterized. The record is from RefSeq and is a predicted model, not a curated record. Lineage: Eukaryota; Metazoa; Arthropoda; Insecta; Lepidoptera; Bombycidae.
GACGAUUCGCGUGUCUUCGCCGCUCUUCGACGGACGUCUGUUUAGUUGACGUCCGAAAACGAAUCCCACAUUCGAAAAGUUUUAAACUUUUCCAGUGCGGAUUCUCGAGCGCUUUGUAACUCAUUAAAAAAAAAAAAACGUGAAUUCUGUGAACCAAAAGUGCACGUUUGUUGAUUGUUGUGUUAUUGUGAAGUGCUUGAGAGUUAUACUAUCGUUUAGUAACUACGCUUGGACGUUACUGUUUUGUUUGCGAAAAACGCGUUAAAGCAGUCGCGAUCUUCGUUAGGUCCGUUUAUGGCGUAAGUUGAAUCUUGGGGCUGGCGUCGGUCGGUGAAAGUAGACCUUUGUUAAGUUCAUAAGGACACAGGCGCUUGCAACUGGUUCGGAGCGACGUGUUUCGCUUGCACUCGGAGAGAAGGUACAAGAAGUUCGGAAACACAUCACCCAAAUACGUCAGGACAUAUCUUAAGAUAUUAAAGGUCGUUCGAGGUCACACGUUGCCAUGGCGACAGCAACUAAAACAAACCCCUGAAACCGACAAGAGUGAAGGCGGAUGUCGGGCGGCGGCGGCGCGGGUCUUAUGUCGUGUGUGCGCGAGGGCUCGCUGGAGCCGCCAUACCGACCGCCGCAUGCAGACACACACAACCAUGGCGAGGGCCGCACGGGCCGGUUCUUACGUGGGCUCCGGCGCAUGUUCAAGAGACGAGGCAGCGGCACCCGAGCUGACGCGUCUCCAGACCCGAAGAGCAGUUCCACCAGUGAACUGCUGGACGCGGAACGACACGCCAGGAGAAAAGAGGGCGCCUAUGGGAGCGGACUCUCAGUGUCUCACGACUCGGUGUUCACCGGGGAGCGAUCCGGGGACGAGUCCAGCGAGGAACGUCCUCCUCCAGCACAUGGCCUGGCGCAUAUAGCCAGUUCGCACCGGGCGGAGCUAGUGGCGGCAGUAAGGCGACGAGGACGCGGUGAUGGCAGUGAUGAUGAAGAGGACCUCGGCCUACCCCAGAGCCCACCAGCCUCACCCCCGACUGAUAAAGUUGAUAAGCGACAUCUGGCGGGCAUAUCGCAGUCAUCCUGCAGCGAUGGUUCCUUGCUCAGCGUGGGCUCGUCCGAGAUGGACGAGGACAGCAGCAGCGGACAUCACCAUUCGCACGAGCACUCCAGGAGCGACCACUUCGAUUUUUACAACACAUCGGAGCCUCCGACCGGCGUGGCGCCACUGUCGCACUCCGCCGCGCGUCACAAGAUGGCCGUCCGACCGCGACGCACCCACGGCCCGCCCAGACGCAACAAAAACAAUGCCAUUGCCGCAUCAGCCUUGCCGAUAACGCCCGAAUUGAACGAAGAAAUGAUACGAAGCGUUACUCCCGAAGUCGCCAUCAAAACAUCCGAAAUUAUCACUGAAUCAUUCUCUUCAUCGUCAACGAAACAUCAUAAGAUCGUAAAAGAGCAGCACCAUCAAGUCAAUCGUGAACUACAAAGAGUAUUAGAGACUCCAACUGAUACCAAGUUGAAAUCAUCCUCCCUCCCUCCUGGUCUAGCACUCAGUCAGCUCGGCCAGUCCCCCGCCAAGUUGAGCAUCGCGGAGUCCAACACCCCGAGGUCCUCCAUAAAACGCAGUCAGUCCAGUUCCCAAGGCACGAACCUAAGAGAAAAUUCCCCUAAAAAAGAAAUACACAGCUACCGCUCCGAAGACAGAAUGCUUCAGUACAGAUCGGACAACAAAUACGCCGAAGAGUCUUGCCACGAGAAGAAGUCUAAAUCUGAGAAAAAGACAGAGAAUGAAAACAUUAAGUCCUCGAAGAAAGAGGAAUCGUUCUUUAGCAGAUUACUGCUGCGGAAGAGCGGAAAGAAAUCAAAAAAAGACCAAAUAGACGGAGAGAGUCAACUCGAAGUGAAAAAGUCGAAAACAGAGAGAGAACCCGCAAAAUAUAAAAGUGUAGAUUCUGAGAGAUUACCUGAAGCAGCGGGGCAUAAGCCCGUCCCGCCCGAGCGCUCUCAGAAGUCUAUAUCUGCAGGACAAAGAGUGUUUGCAAACCAGAUGCACAAACGUCUAGACACAAAGGGCUCUUACGUCCAAGAUAGCGCCUACAAGGACGUGUACAGCGCCGCCAAGGUCCCGGGACUCGACUACAACAUUACAGAUCUCAAAAUAGCCGAAGAAACAGACCGAAUGCUGAACAUGGAGAUCAAGAACCGGUUCAGCAGACGCGAAGAGUUAAUUGAAAGACCCGAACGUUGCAAGCGGAUUCCCUCCAAGGAAACCUUCGAUGAUAAAAAAGAUUCAUUCAAUUUACAGCACGACACAUCUAAAAGACCAGUAUCAGUUCAAAAACUAGUCGAACCUGUCACGUCUAAAGCAUUUAUUAGCAACGAGACGGCGAGUCGCGUUGAAGAAGAGAUGAUGUCUCCUACUCUAGUCAUCUCGGACGAGGAACCUCCGAUCAGAGCGACGCGCAUCAAGAACACUCCAUCAGACUACAUGUUCAGCAGUAGCAUGCCGAAGAAUUUGCCUUAUUUUAAUACAAACGUGAUGUCUUCUUCGCCCCCGAAGAGCAGACAACAGAGUUCGGAAGCGAUAAAGCAAAGAUCAUCGGAACAUGUUUCUGAAGUCGUCGAGAACAUUAUCAAGUGCAAACGUGAGUCUGUGCGCCACGCCGCCAGGACCGAGGAGUCCUACGUGUCCUCGGGCAUCAGGUCUCUCGGCGAUGAAUACGUCGAAACCAGAAGCAGCAUCGGGAAGUCGCACAGCUUCCGCUACGCUUCCGAGUGCUCCUCGAUCAGCUCCCAAGAGAAUCAAUUGCCGAGUCUGCCGGCCGUCGUCGGCAUAUCCGAGCCGUUCCUUGAGAGCUGGGAGGUUAAUUACAGGAGAAACGUCACCGAGAGAAACGACGUCGCCAAAAGAGGCUCGACCAGAAACUACGGCUUGCUCCAAGAUACCGCUGAUGCCAACUACGACAGUCUGCCGAGCACCGACAGCAGCUACUUGGACAGCCUCAAAACCGACGCCAAUGAAGACAAACAAUUAUUCACAAACAGCAUCCACAUCACCAUGGACCACAAGAGAGACAGUGACAUAUCUCAAAUCGAAGCUAAAAUUGACGACAUCAUCAGUUCUCCUAAACCAAUUCUAUCGCCGAUACUCAAAUCCAGCUCCUUAGACAGCAUUAAGAGCAGCUCCGAGAGACCAGUAGAAGAUAGACGUAAGACCAUUUCGGUCGAAAGCGCUCUGAGUCAAGGGAGUAAACCUCAAAAGGAAGUUAAAUUGGAACCGGAAACGUUCAUAUCGGUCACCCACAUUAACAAAGAGCAAUCUCCAGUCAAAAAUGCAGACAUAACAAAGGCUAUCAAGACAGAUGAGAGGACUUCAAAAGAAAUCAAGCCUGGUGUGCCAGAAUUCUUCAACAUACAGUUAAACAAAGUCGAUGUUGUUAAGCAGAGUACUAACGUCGUUUUGACCGCGAACGUUACGCCGAAAAAGCCGGACAGCCCCCAAAUGGAGAAAGACCAAGACUGCUUCCCAGCAGUAGAACCUAAAUCGAACAUUCCGUUAAGAAAAGACUCGUUCGUAGCGAAGGCAGUCGAGAGCAUCAUUGAGAACUCUCACAUCGAUGUUAAACUAUCGCCUGCCUUGUCGAGAAAAUCUAUCGAAAAACAUUCUCCGGCGCCGCAGAGCCCCUCCACUCCUAAAGCUUUCUUCAAAAGAAAAGCGGGGAGCGUCGAACUCCAAGACAAGCCAGAGAAACCCAGAACCAACUCUCUCAGCACCGAAGGAAGCACGGAAAAGAUCUACGAUAAUAUAUCCGUAGAUCAAAAGUCACAUUCCAGUUAUGGCAGCAAAAGCUCCAUACAAAGCACAGAUAGUCUGGAGAGUAAAGUCGAUAGACCCGACGACGGAGUCGUUUACCGAAAGAAGCCGGUGCCGUCCAAAGACAUCAGAGGCGACAGGAAAGACGACGAGCCCGAACUAAUGAAGGUGUUCGCUCGCAGAUCCUUGAAGAUCAAAGACACGGAGGCCGACAGCAUCGCCCAGGACAUCGCCAAGUGCAAAGAAGAAAACGACAACGCCACUAAAACCAAAACGCUGAAGAACGAAUUUAACGCUUCGAUAAAAUCCCGGGACAGCGACAAAGAGAACGAGGAGGCAGUCAAGGACGACAAGAGGGCGGGCGGCAUCGCGGCCAGGGUCAGCCAGUUCGGCGCCCACUACCAGCGCAGCGUCAGCAUCGCCAGCGUCGCCAAGCGGGACAGCGCGCCCGUCUGCAGGAACGAACUCAACCGCUACAAGAAGGAAGUGUCCGACUCCACGCCGGAGAAGCGCCUGCGGAACCGCACCUUCCCGGACUCCGCCAACGACAGGGAGGACAUCAAGAGCAUCACCAAGAGUGACGUCAUCGCGUACAAGGCCGACACCCUCACGAAGAGGCCGUGGCAAAGGAACGAGGACAAAUACAGAUUGUCGGCCGAGAGGGAGAGGCGAGAGAGUGCUGUGAUAGAGAAGGACGGGGAUGUAGCGAGGGACGAGAGUGCGAAAGGGAGGGACGGUGCUGAGAGCGAAGCUGAUGCGUCUCCACAGUUCAAGGGGAUCCUGCAGAUGCGAGCCGAGUGGGAGCGGAGAGCCAAACAGGGCAUGACCAAAUAACUGGUGCUAGGUACAAAGGUUUCCAAACGGCAUUUCAUCUUUACAAAUGUCCCGGGAAUCCUUACCGUACCACGCUGCGUACUGCAUUAAUUAGUUGUUUACAAUUAUAAAUACUUAGUAUAUAGACGUGCUAAAUAGCUUAGUGUUAUUAAAUACAUAUUAUAUUAUAUUAUAUUAACAUAAUAAAAAUUUAUCUAAUGUUGAACUCUGGGACAUGUAUUCUCGUGUGUUAUAAUUAUUAUUAAUGCGUAGCGCAUAGUUAUAUUUUAUUAAAUGAAAUCAAUGAAAAGAAACCAACGUAAUUGAAUGUGUAAUAAAUAAUACGAUUGUGUAUUGAAUUUAUUUGGAAAAAUGAAAUAAACAAAUCUAUUCCAA